AUGACCGACCAGCCCCUACGGCAGAUACUCACCAAGCCCGAAGUCUCGGGCAGGAUGACCAAAUGGGCCGUCGAGCUGGCCGAGCAUGACAUCGGCUAUCAGUCUCGCACAGCCAUCAAGGCCCAGGCCUUGGCAGACUUCCUUGCUGAGGGGGCCAGCUUGACCCUAACCGAGCUAAGCCCUUUGCGAGAGGAUGUACGGACGAAGGAGCCAUGGGUGCUAUUCGUAGACGGGGCUUCCAGCAAGGAAGGAAGCGGGGCAGGUCUGCUGCUCAUCUCGCCAACAGGGGAAGAGCUGACCUAUGCUCUCCGGUUUGACUUCCUCGCGUCCAACAAUGAGACUGAGUAUGAGGCCCUAUUGACGGGGUUGCGGAUAGCCCACCAGAUGGGUAUAACCGCGAUCAAAGUCAGGAGCGACUCUCAGCUCGUCGUCCUCCAAGUUCGUGGGGAAUACGAGGCCAAGGAGGAGGUCAUGAAGAAAUAUCUAGCCAAGGUGCAGGAGGCGAUAGCCCUAUUUGAUACAUUUGAAAUCGAGCAGGUGCCUAGAUCUCAAAACAAGCGUGCAGACGCCCUGUCAAAGCUGGCAUCCUCCUCGUUUGCGCACCUAAACAAGGGAGUUUUGGUAGAGGUGGUAAGGCAGAAAAGUAUCGACCAGGUCCAGGUCCUGGCUAUAGAUAGCUCGGCCACCUGGAUGACCCCCCUCGUAGACUUCCUCGACUCGAGUGUCCUCCCUGAGAACAAAACCGAGGCUCGCCGGAUCCAGCUCAGAGUUGCCAAGUACGCCUACGCUGGGGGAACCCUCUACAGGAGGUCAUACUUAUCCCCCUGGCUAAAGUGCGUGACUCCCGAGGAGGGCGAUUACGUCCUCUGUGAAGUCCACGAAGGAUUAUGCGCGGCGCAUGUGGGGUCCCGGGUACUGGCCAAAAAAUGCCUUCUCCUGAGCUACUAUUGGCCUUUGAUUUUCCAAGAUGCGGUUGCUCUGGUUCAGAAAUGCCGAGCAUGCCAGUCUGCCGCUUUGGAAUCCCACACGUCCUCAUAUCCGACAAACGGGCGACAGUUUGCUGAAAAUCCCUUCAAAAGCUGGUGCGCCGAGCUCGGAAUUAACCAGCACUUCACCUCGGUUGGACACCCCCAGGCCAACGGUCAGGUGGAAAAUGUCAACCGAACCAUUCUGCAGGGGCUAAAGAUUAGACUGGAGUUAGCCCAGUCUAACUGGCUAGACGAACUACCUAGCGUCCUCUGGGCUUACCGUACUACGCCCAGGACGGCCACCCACGAGACCCCGUUCUCUCUGACUUACGGAGUAGAGGCGGUAGUACCCGCGGAGAUUGGUCUCCCCUCACCCCGGACACAGAACUUCGUUGCGUCAACCAACGAGGAAGAGCUGAGGUACAACUUGGACAUGCUGGAGGCUAAGCGUGAGGAAGCGGCGGUACGGAUGUGA
Messenger RNA from Coffea arabica (coffee), 1443 nucleotides. RefSeq lists its product as uncharacterized. Lineage: Eukaryota; Viridiplantae; Streptophyta; Magnoliopsida; Gentianales; Rubiaceae. Gene Ontology annotation, molecular function: nucleic acid binding; RNA-DNA hybrid ribonuclease activity. Gene Ontology annotation, biological process: DNA integration. The record is from RefSeq and is a predicted model, not a curated record.